Molecule: messenger RNA, 1992 nt
Organism: Rotaria sp. Silwood1
Lineage: Eukaryota; Metazoa; Rotifera; Eurotatoria; Philodinida; Philodinidae
Source: the annotation of a GenBank genome assembly
AUGUCAUUUGUACAAGCAUUAAAACGUUUGAUUACAACAAACGAUUCAUCAUCAACAAGUGUAACAACAAUUAAUGAUGCUAAUCAAUCGAUACCAGAUAAUGUCACAAAUAUAAAUCAUACAUCAACAAAUUCUAAUGGAUCGAAUUCAACAGUGUCAACAUCAAAAUCAAAUGAAAACUUCAAACCACUUAGUCAAGGAUUACAAAAAAAAUAUGCCCGAGGUGUACAGUAUAACAUGAAAUUAGUCAUACGAGGUGAAUGUAAUACAGGCAAAUCAGUCUUAUGGUCUCGUUUACAAGGUUGUCAAUUUAUUGAAGAUUACAUUCCAUCAGAUGAAAUUCGUGUUGCAACAAUAAAUUGGUCAUCACGUGUAUGUGAAGAUGCAAUUAUUAAAGUUGAAGUAUGGGAUGUUGUUGAUAAAUCAAGAAAAAAACGACGUCCAAUUAAUCCAUCACUUAAAUUAUCAAAUGCAAUAAAUGUUCCUGUUGCUGAUGUAUCACUUGAUGCUGAAUUUCUUGAUGUUUACAAAAGUACAGCUGGUGUUUUAUUUAUUUAUGACAUAACAAAACCAUGGACAUGGGAUUAUAUUGAAAGAGAAAUUGUUAAAGUACCAGCACAUAUACCAAUAUUAAUUAUUGGAAAUCAAUUAGAUAUGCGUCAUCAUCGAAAAGUAUCAAUGGAUAAAUGUCUGAAUUUUAUUGAAAAUUUUGACAGAGGUACAAUGGGUUCAGUUGUUCGUUAUUGUGAAAGUUCAAUGCGUAAUGGAUUUGGUUUACAAUAUAUACAUCAAUUUUUAAAUAUUCCAUUUUUACAGUUACAACGUGAAUGUUUACUUCAACAAUUACAAAUAAAUGCACGUGAUAUGGAUACCUCCUUGGAAGAAAUCGAUACAUACGCUCGUAGUACAGAUAAUAAUUAUGAUUUAUUUAUUGAUAUGCUUGCUAAUAAACGUCGUUCGAAACAAGAAGCACUUGCUGGUGAUAUUGUAGCUAAAGCAAAACCAUUAGAAGAAGCAAAACGUAUUCAUGAUGAAGCACUUGAAGCAGCAGCAUUAGCUGAACAACAACAACAACAACAACAAACAAAACCAUCACCAAUAAAUACGAUUGUACAAGUUAUUAAAAAAACAACUGAAACUCCACCAACAUCUAUUAAACCAACACCAACAACAAAACAAAAACCACCUAUUGUUGCUGUUCAACCUAUUGUUCAACAAGUUGUUCCAAAAUCAACUAUUAAUAAUGAAGUUAAUGAUAUUAUUGUUGAUAAACAUCGUUUAUCAGAUGAUUAUACAGAAACACAUUCAGCAAAUCCAUUAGUAAGAUCAACUGUUGAUGAUUUUAUACCUGAUGAUAAUGAUUAUGAAACAUUUCUUGUCGAUGAUAAUACAACAUCUCAACAACAACAAAAUUUAUCAAUUGAUACAUUAACUAAAUCUUCAACAACAAAACUUUCAACAACAGAUGAUGAAAAUGAAUUUACAGUAAAUCCCAUGGUUAAAGGAUUUCGUGAACAAUUAGAUUCCGAUGAUGAACAACAUCAACCACCAAUUACUACUAAUGAACCAACUGAAUAUGAACCAGCAUCAACAACAGUCGAAAUUGUUACUCAACCAAUACUACCUCCUGUAUAUCAUCAAAUAUCAUCAUUUGAUCUUGAUUAUCUUGAUCAACUAUCUUCAUCAAAAGCUCAACAGUCGAACAACGAAUUACAAAUACUUGAUUCACAAAGUACUCAUAGUGAUUCACCAUCAACAAAAUCAAAAAAGAAGAAACCAACAACAAAAUCGAAAAAAGAAACAAAUGUUUCAACGACUGAAUCAACAAAAACAAAGAAAAAAAAGAAACCUUCAUCAACUAAAACAAAUAAUUCGAUUACUACUACUGAAUCACCAAUAGCAAAUACUAAUGAUGAUGAUGAUCUUGAAUCAUUUCUUGCUGAUAAUACAACCACAACAUCUAAACAUGAUCAGGAUUAUGAACAUGUUUAA